Molecule: messenger RNA, 2189 nt
Organism: Cololabis saira (Pacific saury)
Lineage: Eukaryota; Metazoa; Chordata; Actinopteri; Beloniformes; Belonidae
Product: early growth response protein 1-like
Exons: 2
Coding region: 266-1522 (418 amino acids)
Biological process (GO): regulation of transcription by RNA polymerase II
Molecular function (GO): RNA polymerase II cis-regulatory region sequence-specific DNA binding; DNA-binding transcription factor activity, RNA polymerase II-specific
Source: RefSeq, a predicted model, not a curated record
GAGCCCAAGUUCAAGUUCCCGCACCGGCGAGGUGACCAGAAUCAAACAUCUGAUGUAGUUUAUGUCCCUUAUCAUCCACAAGCACUCGAGAAAAGUGCUUUAAUACAGUACUAUUUCAACAUUGGCUUCCUCCGAGCGCCGCCCGCAGCAGCAGCAGCAGCAGCGUCCGCCCGGCCGGAGCGCAGCGCCGGCGUCCUCGCAGGACCAGCCCCGGGAGCGUCGGAGCUCCCUCUCCUCCUCACCCUCCUCCUCAUCCUCCAGGGAGAUGUCAGCCACCAAGGCGGAGCUGCUGCGGUCAGCCCUGCAGAUCCAGGAGCCGCCGUCCCCGCUGGACGGCUACAGCAAGCUGGAGGAGCUGCACAUGCUGCUGGAGGCGGCCGGGCUGCUGGCAGCAGAGUCCGCGGAGUUCCCAGAUUCUCUGUCGGACCUCCCAGACCUGCAGAACUUCCCCCCCCUCACCCCUCGACUCCAACCUCUGUCCUACAGUGGGCGCUUCACCUUCGAGCCGUCCACCUCCACCUCCAGCAGUGGCAGCAGCCUGUGGGCGGAGCCUCUUCUCAGCCUGCUGACGGGAUUGGUCAGUGUGACGGCCCCGCCCCCUGCCUCCUGCAGCCACAUCCCUUCCUCGUCAUUGAUGACAUCAUCAGCCCCGUCUGCUGACAUUGCCUCCAUCUUAUCAACGCAGCCGGCGUACACGUUAGCCCCCAGCUCUGAGCCGCUCCCACCCCCCGCCGACACGCUGCCAGUGCCACAGGCCUUCCAGCCCCAGGGCCCCCCCCCGGCCUACCCCUCCACGGCCUCUAGGCUGGGCAUGCCGCCGUCUGCCAUGGCAGGGCCGAUGCUCUCCGACUACCUGCUACCUUCAGAUGCAGAGCUCGGGCCAAGCGCAGACCAGAAACCGCCCCCACUUACACCGUUGUCCACCAUCAAAGCCUUCUCCUCGCAGGUGCGGCCCCAGGGCCCCCCCCACCAGAUACCCAGGUCCUCUAAGCCCAGGAAGUCCCCCACCGGUCAGGUGUCGAAGACGCCACCGCACGAGCGUCCCUUCGCCUGCCCUGCAGACGGCUGCGACCGUCGAUUUUCCCGCUCUGACGAGCUGACGCGGCACGUAAGAGUGCACACGGGACAGAAGCCAUUCCAGUGUCGCAUCUGCAUGCGCAGCUUCAGCCGCAGUGACCAUCUCACCACGCACAUCCGCACACACACUGGCGAGAAGCCCUUCGCCUGUGCCGAGUGCGGCCGCAAGUUUGCCCGCAGCGAUGAGCGCAAGCGGCACACCAAGAUCCACCAGAGGCAGCGAGAGCGCCGCAUCGCCCCUGCUGGCCCGGUGGCAGCCGGCCCUGCUCCUGCCGCCUCCCCUGCUCACAUCUCUUCCUCCCCCUGCUUCACCCCUUCUCCCUCCUCCUCGUUGUCUCAGUUGUACGCCUCCUCCCCGUCACCUCACCUCUACUCCUCAUGCUCCUCCCCUAUGGGGAGUCCCCAGUCAGAGCUGCCCUCCCCUCACAGCUCCAACAUCUGCUGACAGACAGAGAACCCUCACCGACUUCACACAAACUUGAACACAGAGGGACGUGUCAGACUUUUAUUUUGAUGAGCCAAUGACUGAGUCCCGAACUUGUACAGAAAAACUGAAUUGUUCAGGCCCGAUUCCUGCUGUGCAGGUGGAAGAAUCCACGUGGCCACUAGGGGGCACCCAGGCUACACUACUAGCCUGAGUUUUCAUUCAAAAGUUCUCUUUCCUAAAUUUUGGAGUACAUAAUUUCAGAACAUCUGGGGUUUUCUCAUUAUAUCCCCCUCAAUGCUGUGCAUUUUUUUAUUUUUAUUUUUCUCAAAUGGCCCCAAAAGGCCGCCAUGCUAGCUCAGCACCUCAGCUGUCAAUCUUAGUGUUAGCUAGCUUGAAUUUGAAGUGUUACACCUGAAGUGUAACCGAUGACUGCAUCAUGGGAUCAUCUGAAUGAGUUGAAUCUCUUGUACAGGGCCCUCGAGCGGCUAGAAACGACCCUGGACUUGUGCACGAAACUUGUGUCGAUGUUGUACAUUCAUGAACGUGCACACAGGAGCGUGCACUGGUGUUUUACCUACUGAGUAGGUUCUGGAUGUUUGUAUGUUGACACGCAGGUCAGUGUUUGAUUUUCUACUGAACGUGUUUCCUCUUUAAGGCCUUUCAAAAUAAAACAUGUUCAAAGAUG